Messenger RNA from Mycena indigotica, 1377 nucleotides. RefSeq lists its product as uncharacterized. The record is from RefSeq and is a predicted model, not a curated record. Lineage: Eukaryota; Fungi; Basidiomycota; Agaricomycetes; Agaricales; Mycenaceae. Bases 1 to 1377 code for a protein of 458 amino acids. The transcript has 16 exons. Gene Ontology annotation, molecular function: protein binding.
AUGUCCAGGCUUACUGCGGCGUGGAUUCCAGCUCGUGGACAACAUAUCUUGGCCUCUGUUUGUAUGCUUCCUGACAUCUUUCUCUUCAUACUUGAGCAUUGUAGUCCAUAUGAUCUCGUGCAGCUCAACGCGACUUGCCGAACGUUUCGAGGCUUGAUUCGCGACCAACCGCACCUCUGGGACCGUGCUUUUUAUAAUAUGGCGCGAGGAGACUCUCCUGCAUUGCCUCCGUGUCCUGUCAUUCGAUCUGCCGGCUACUCUAUCCCUGCCUACAUUUCUUGGAUCUUCGGUGGCGGCCCGUGUUCAGUUCGGGAAUGUGAAAAUUUCUCCAACUCCCUACCAUUUGACUUCGUAUGGGGAUUUCGUGCUUGUUCUCCGGAUUGCAGAGACAAAUUGACAUCAGAAGAAUACGUUUACUACGACUGGAAUUGCAACUUUCGCUCUCUCGGAAUGUUUGCCCACCUACCCCGAAUCACGGUCUCUUAUGGCGGAAGGUCCAUCGACCUCUAUCUAAAGAAAGCUAUCAUGACUUCUGGUGUGACUCCCGCUCACGGCGCUUGGGCGUCGCGAAGACCACCGCAAACGCCAGUUACUGGUCAAGAUCGUCAGCUACUGGGCCAAAAUGCGUUGGAACUGGAGAACUGGACGGCGAAGUAUCUGGUCGAGAAGAAGGCGGUGAUGCAAACAAAUUUGGACUUUAUUCUUAAACAAGCAAAGAGCAACACAGAGAAAGCCAAAGAAAUCUGUCGGUGCGAGACUGUCAGAGAAGCCUUGGUCGUUUUCUCUCGGGAUCUUCAACUUUUCACUAUCUCUGUUUGGAGUCUGUUAUUGAACGACAUUCCGGUCGGGUUAAAGGAAUUUAUUGCGGCACGAACAGUCAGGCAGCGUUGUGUUGACUGUCCAGACUUGGAGCACCUGUUUUCUCCAGAAGCACUUGAACGUCAUCAGUCAAUCAUACAUCCCCAUCGUUUAGUGAGACAGCCUUGUGAGGACUGCCCAGAUAUUUCUCGCGUGUACACCCCGAGGACACUCCAAGUACACCGCUCAAACAAGCAUCCUGACCUCAUAGCGAUACUGCCUUGUGAUGACUGUCCAAGCCCUUCUUCCCUGUUCACUCCGAAUGAACUUGAGGCACAUCAGUUGCACAAACAUCCCCACCGUGUCGUGAUGCAGCCUUGCGAUGACUGCCCAGUGUCCUCUUUUAUGUUCACCCCGAGCCAACUUCGAAAACAUCGCUUAGCCAAGCAUCCGGCGUCACUUGGCUCAGGCAAGCAGCGUUGUGCUUAUUGUUCCCCAAAAAUUCCUCGCGAGUUCACCAAGGAAGGACUUCGAAUGCAUCAGUUAGCCAGGCAUCCCCAAAGACUGCAUGUGGCUUGA